AUGGAGAAUCAAGAUGCUCAGCUAUUUGAGAGUCUUGGGCUUCAACGUUCCUCUGCGCCAACAGCCUCCGGAUCACAUGUCAACUUCUAUCAUAGAUUGCCGAAAACUCUUGAUCUAAGCUAUCCAAUUCUUGUCUUGAUUCAUGGAUAUCCUCAAUCGAGCUACAUGUGGCGAUAUGUUGUCCGUUCGCUCCCUGCCGACAUCCCCCUAUUCGUCCCCGACAUCCCCGGCUAUGGCCUCAGCACCCCCUCCACCACCGGCCACGACAAGCGCACCACCGGCCACGCCAUCCUCUCCGCCCUCUCCACGCACCUUCAGCUCUCCAACCCGCUCUCAGCACCAAUCCCCAUCAUCCUCGGCGGCCACGACCGCGGCGCACGCAUCUGCCAGCGCCUCGCGACCGACCUCUCCAUCCCCGGCCCCCCCAGCGCGGCCCUCGCCGCCUGGGACGUUGUCGGCACCGUGAUCCUAGAUAUCAUGCCCGUGACGACGCAGUGGUCAUCGCUGGCUAACCCGAUAUUCGCGCGGAGCACGUUCCACUGGCCAUUCCUCGCCAACGCGGCGCUCGCGACGCCGAUGAUCGUAGCCUACGGUGGGGGGAAGUGGUGUCAAGACAUAAUCCUGCGAUGGGCGAGCAAAGGAGCCGGGCUAGAGAGUUUGCGCGCCGAUGACGCGCUGGCGGUGUAUGCUGGGUAUUUUGCGAAGGAGAGUGUGGUGCGGGCGAGCUGUGAUGAUUAUGAGGCGGGGUCAAACGAGGAUGCGGUGAUGGAGACGGAGGAUCAGGAAGCGGGGAGGGGGAUUGGGACGGAUACUUUGUUGAUGUUUAGUAAGGAUUAUCUGGGUUCGAGGUAUGAUGUCCCGACGGGGUGGAAGUCGUUUGUGAUGGAGACGGCGGAUUUGAAGAUUGGGGGGGUGGCGGGGGUGGGCCAUUUCUUGCCGGAGGAGGCGCCGGAGGAGGUGUCGGAACAGGUGGCCUUGUUUUAUCAGGAGGUUGUGCAGAAGAUUAAGGCGAGAGGUUGA
Venustampulla echinocandica is the source of this 1020-nucleotide messenger RNA. RefSeq lists its product as uncharacterized. NCBI's taxonomy places the organism in Eukaryota, Fungi, Ascomycota, Leotiomycetes, Helotiales, Pleuroascaceae. Gene Ontology annotation, molecular function: hydrolase activity. The transcript has 5 exons. The record is from RefSeq and is a predicted model, not a curated record. The coding region runs from base 1 to 1020 and encodes 339 amino acids.